Folsomia candida is the source of this 4154-nucleotide messenger RNA. Its product is annotated as bestrophin-4. The record is from RefSeq and is a predicted model, not a curated record. The transcript is spliced from 13 exons. The coding region runs from base 1138 to 3267 and encodes 709 amino acids. Gene Ontology annotation, molecular function: chloride channel activity. NCBI's taxonomy places the organism in Eukaryota, Metazoa, Arthropoda, Collembola, Entomobryomorpha, Isotomidae.
UUGUACUAAAUAGUCGUAAGAUUGCAGUGUUCGUUACUCUAAAAUACUUUAUUUAGCCGUCGUCGUUGUUACGUUUAACAAAACUCAGCCAGACUUGCUGAAGCUUAUUCUUACCUCAGUUUCCUUUGUGGCUUUUGGACGAGAGACCAUUAUAACUUUUAUGCUAUUCUUAACGCGUUGUAUGGCCUGUCAGUUGGGAUAUACAGCAUUACAAUCAGCAUAAUUGUGAGACAGACGAUUCUGUUUGCUCUCCGUGGUACAAAUUUCUAUCAUUAUUCUCCAGUUCUCAUUCAGACUGACUUCACAGACAGUCAUUACUACACAAUAGUAAAAUAACUCUGGGGGUGCGUACUGUACUUGUAGUUGUACGUCAACAGUGAUAAUUUCCUGAAUUUUUUUUUGUCCUGAAACUUUUGACUUUGUUCCUAAAUGAUUAUGUACUUAGUGACCUUGUUGCUUGUCGCCGAAGGAAAGGAGUUAAAGUCAAGGAUAAAAGAAUUCACCACCACAACAAGAAACAAGAAUAACCACAAAGUCAUGUGGAGUGAUUGGGUGCUAAGGAAAUUGUGAAAAAGUUGGCAUUAGAGCUCAUGUAUUGUGCUUGUAGUGUGAGACUGGUUCCAUAAUACUCACAUCUAUACACGUCUUUACUUGGAUAAAGUCCAGAAAUUUUCGAACAUCCGGCAAACCUUCCCCGCUCGGAAGUACGCGAGUAAGCAGUAUUUCCUUUGAAACCGCGACAAGUUAAUCAAGUAGCUAUUGAUAGCUUUCAAAAUUUCGUCUAAAUUGGCGUCUGAUGAAGCAGUCAGAUUUUUCGCGUUGUUUGGUCGAGAAGUGUCACCGGUUUCCUAGAAAUGUUGUCCCCAUAACUGGAAGUGUUGAGUGAGUGGGAGAAAACACCGCCAUUGAUCUGUUCAAUACAUUCUUAGAGGAGAUCAAGUGCCACCCACCCCACAAACAACUUAAGUGAAGUGGACACUUACUUAAGUGCUUGAGUAACAAGAACCGUGUCGCAAAUCCAAACGGUCGGUUUCAUUCGGAUCAAGAAUCUCAGCAACUCUUAUUUGUCUUCAAACAGAAGAAGACAGUGACUUCAUCUCACCCUAAUUACGCUUUUUAGGUAAAUAAACUGCAGCAAUGACUGUCUCAUACACCGCGGAAGUAGCCACGUGUAAAGGAUUUGGAUGUUUUCUAAAGCUUCUAUUUCGGUGGCGCGGAAGUAUUUACAAACUCGUGUGGCCAGAUCUGUUCCUCUUCCUGGGAACGUAUUUCUCCCUGAGUGUUCUGUACAGAUUUUUCCUCUCGCAUGAUCAACAAAUAGUGUUUGAGAAGAUAACGCGCUACUGCGAAAAAUACGGAAACUUAAUUCCAGUGUCUUUUGUACUGGGGUUUUACGUGUCGAUCGUGGUUGGGCGAUGGUGGAGUCAGUAUCAAGCGAUUCCAUGGCCAGACUCCACGGCUGUCUAUGUUUCUGCCAAUAUUCAUGGCCAGGACGAGAAGGCGAGGAUCAUGAGACGCACGAUUAUGCGAUACUGCUGCCUCGCUUCUACAAUGUGCUUUACGCUUAUCAGUCCCCGAGUCAAGAGAAGAUUUCCGACGCUUGAUCAUUUCGUGGAAUCAGGUCUACUCAUGGAGAACGAGAAGUCGAUAAUAGACGCUUUGAAUCAGAAGCACAGCCAUCCAAAACACUGGUUGCCUAUUGUCUGGGCUUGCAGCAUCGUCACGAGGGCCAGGAAGGAAGGAAAAAUUCGCGACGACUUCGCAGUCAAGACUAUUUUGGACGAAUUGAACAAGUUUCGUGGGAAUAUGGGCAGUCUCACUCAAUACGACUGGAUCAGUGUACCUCUCGUCUACACGCAGGUUGUUACGCUGGCCGUGUAUUCUUUCUUCCUCUCGUGCGUCAUGGGACGCCAAUGGAUCAAACCGGAUCUCGAGACGUGUGCCGAUCCCAAAAAUUGUACUGGCGAGAUUGAUUUAGUCUUCCCAAUUUUUACUACUUUACAAUUUUUCUUCUACAUGGGAUGGCUCAAGGUUGCCGAGUCUUUAGUCAACCCAUUUGGAAAUGAUGAUGAUGAUUUUGAACUAAAUUGGAUGAUCGACCGAAACUUGCAGGUGUCGUACUUAAUUGUGGACGAGAUGCAUCACGAGCAUCCAGAGCUAUUGAAGGAUCAAUACUGGGACACCGUCCUUCCAUCCGAAUUGCCCCACACGGUAGCCUCCGAGCAGUAUAAAGAGGAGCCUCCGUCUCAUUCUACUGCCAACCUUAUCGUGUCUUAUCAAGAUGGGGAAAUUGUCUCACCUCCAUCAGUCAAGUCCAUUCAUCAAAUGUCAGAAUCUGGCGAACCCGGAAGACGUAUCUCUAUGACGCCUUCCUCCAAGUUCGGGGGGAGCUUCCUUCGCCGGGGUCGGACCCCAAGUAUGAAGUCCAACGCGAGCCAGAGCACUUUAGGAGGAGAGAGCGUGACUGGAAAUAUGAGUCGGGCGGGCUCCAUCACGUCCGUAUUUCGACGAAUUUUCUCCAGAGACCGUGGGGACAGGGUUGACCCCCAGUCGCCAAGUGUGCAAGAUGGUCCGAUUGGUGGACCCAUCAACUGGGCCGGCAGCAGUAUCAACAUGCUCAACAGAAACGUUGCAGAAGAAGUUAUUCCAGAGCUGGACGAAAAUUUGACGACAAUCAUCUCAAUGCGGGAGAAAGAAAAGAAACCAACUGUUCAGGACAUAUUUGGCCCAAAUGUGUCAAACGCUCCACCAGCAUCGAAGCCAAUUGACGUCCCCAAAACGACAGCAGAACAUCGACCACCGCCAACCAUUUCGCAACCCUUGUUCACAAGAAAUGCAUCUGAGCCUGGAGUAAUGACGGAGCCUAGUCGGAGACCAACCACGUUAUCCACCUCAGUCCCGUUGACGACGACGACAAGGCCAAAGUUUGAGUUGUUUCCAGUCUCACCUGACAUGGAAGAUGGGUCAAGGGAUGACACAGAAACACAUCCCGGGAUGGCAGCAUUUGCGCAACACGAGGGUCUCAAGACUUCUAUUUCGCAGCCUGAAAUUUCAGCUCUAGACGAUGACGACGAUGAUGAUGAAGAUGAGCGUCUACGGAGUAAGAAUAGGAACACGGCUACAAGUUCGGAUAGCCUGGCUAAAAAACUGGCCAAGACUUUCGGUAUGAAGGACAAGUCUGGAGAAGGAGAUGAGAAGGCGGAGGUGCAUCUUCUCAGUGACGUUAGUGGAAGUAGGGACGAUGAUGACAGUUCUUCUUCACCGUAGACCAGGCUUCAAUUAUUAAUUGGUAAUUUCUCUCCCAUGCAUCUCACUCCGUAUUUCGCAUGCCCACGAACGAACCAAGAACCUGGAUGACGUCUUAACCAAGUUAUAACCACAUUAGCAACUAUUGAGUGCUACCUCCCAUACACACACUGACUUAAUAAUUCUGCAAAAGCUUUGUCGUGCAGGCAGCAGAUCUCAGUAUACUGAGUAUUUUAUGACUCCAAGUAGGUCAUAGACGAACUCUGGCAUCAAACUGCUAAACAAAUUAGUCAACCGUAUCUUAUUGUGCAACGUGGAACUUUUUGUGGUUUCCAAAUCCUAGGACUUUGUGCACAUAGUUUUGUAAUAUAAUAAUAAUGAUGAUGAUUAAGGAUCGCCUUUCAAAUUCAGGGUUCAUAAUUGCAUUUAUAAAGUUCACAAUAUGACCGUAUCAGCUUUAAUGCGAUUACAAGUGCCAAAUAAUAGGAUGUAUACACAUAUUUAUAUUACAUAUGUGCAUGCAUUAGAAUCAUGAAUAACUGUGACUAUACACUGACAAAUAGUGACAAAAGUGUACAAUCAAUUCACAUGGUGUAAGUAAAUUAUAAACGAUGAAUUUUUGACCAUAAAAACGACAUAUGAAUGCAUACAUAGGGGCAGUAAUGAGAUUAUUAUUUGUUCACAUUCCUUUUAUACACACACAACAUACGUACAUACAUUUCUCAUAUGAAAAAUAGAGUUAAUUCUAUUUUGUAUCAAGAAAAACAUUAUGCAAUUAAAACUUGUAUGUACAGUUCAUAACCUGAGUAUUACUAGUGAUUAUUAUACUAUUGUUCUUUGAAACAUGAAAUAUUUAACUGUGUUGUAAUAAAAACGCUAACUGAAAGAGACGAUGAACAAUAAGUACA